Molecule: messenger RNA, 780 nt
Organism: Naumovozyma dairenensis CBS 421
Lineage: Eukaryota; Fungi; Ascomycota; Saccharomycetes; Saccharomycetales; Saccharomycetaceae
Gene: TIR3
Product: Tir3p
Exons: 1
Coding region: 1-780 (259 amino acids)
Biological process (GO): fungal-type cell wall organization
Cellular component (GO): fungal-type vacuole; fungal-type cell wall
Molecular function (GO): structural constituent of cell wall
Source: RefSeq, a predicted model, not a curated record
AUGUCUGUCACCAAAACUACUAUUCUAUUAGCCUCUCUUGCUGCCAUUGCUUCUGCCCAAACUGGUUACGAAGUCGCUGAAUUUAAUGCUAUUCUAGUCGAUGUUCAAGCUCAUUUACAAGAAUAUAUGUCUUUGGCUAUGAACAACCCAGAUUUCACCAUCCCAAGUGGUGUUUUGGAAGUUUACGAACAAUUGACCACUUACACUGAUGAAACUUACACCACUUUGUUCUCAGCCAUUAACUUUGCCCAAGUUACUACCAUUAUGGAACAAUUACCAUGGUACACAACCAGAUUGGAACCAAUCAUCUCCUCUUACAUGGAAGCACACAGUAUUACCGAAACUGAUGGCCCAGCUUCUGCCGCUGCUUCUUCCGCUGCCGCCUCUGCUUCUUCUGCUGCUGCUUCUUCUUCUGCUGCCGCCUCUUCCUCUUCUGCUUCAGCUUCCUCUGCUUCUUCCUCUGCCGCAGCUUCUUCUUCAUCUGCCGCUGCUUCUUCAUCCUCAUCUGCUUCUUCAUCUUCAUCCGCUGCUUCCUCAUCCUCAUCAGCUUCUUCAGCUUCCUCUUCAUCAGCUUCUUCUUCAUCUGCUGCUUCUUCAUCCUCAUCUGCUUCUUCAGCUUCCUCUUCAUCAGCUUCUUCUUCAUCUGCUUCUGCUUCUUCUACCGCUGCUUCCAACGGUACUUCAAGCUCUUCUGCAAACGCUGGUGCCGCUUUGAACAUGGGUAUGUUCUCUGCUGGUAUGGGUGCUGCCAUUGCUGGUGCCGCCGCUUUAUUGUUAUAA